Bolinopsis microptera is the source of this 848-nucleotide messenger RNA. RefSeq names its product mediator of RNA polymerase II transcription subunit 31-like. Gene Ontology annotation, cellular component: mediator complex; core mediator complex. The record is from RefSeq and is a predicted model, not a curated record. Lineage: Eukaryota; Metazoa; Ctenophora; Tentaculata; Lobata; Bolinopsidae. Gene Ontology annotation, molecular function: transcription coregulator activity. Gene Ontology annotation, biological process: regulation of transcription by RNA polymerase II. The transcript has 6 exons. Bases 99 to 521 code for a protein of 140 amino acids.
AAUAUAUUUAGCGAUGCGAAGGUAACGAAUGUGAGCACCAGAUCAACCUACAACCCAGAUAGUUCAGACAAACAGUGUAGCGGACAGAGAUCAUCAUAAUGGCCGCGUCAGAAGAUGUUGUGAUGGAGGUUCCUGAUGAAAACAUACAGAGGUUUACAGUGGAGUUGGAGUUUGUUCAGUGUCUAGCUAACCCUGAGUAUCUUAAUUAUCUAGCUCAACACAACUAUUUCAAGGAGGAGGAAUUUGUUAACUAUCUCAAAUAUUUACAGUAUUGGAAAGACCCCAAAUAUGCUCGGUUCAUCAAGUAUCCGCAGUGUCUGCAGCUGUUAGAACUCCUGCAGGAACCAAAGUUUAGGAAUGAACUUAUAAACGUACCCUGCACUAGAUUCAUUCAGUCCCAACAAAUGCAGCACUGGUCGCACCACUUUAGAAGACGAGCCAAUUUAGUGAACAACUCUGCAGCAAAGAAAGAAACUGAUGGGAAACCAGAAAUACGUAUGAAAGAGGAACCGCAGUCCUGAAAGUAGUUCAUUAUUGUUGGAGGUCUAACUCUAAGCACCGUACAGAUUAUGAAGAUAAUGCCCACAAUAGCUUUGAAGAUGUAUAUCCCUCUUUGGCUGUGCUUGAUGACAUUUGAUUGGUUCUAACGAGAUGAUUGUAGAAAUACUCAUUAACAUCACUUCUCUCUGCAAUCCAAUAUCGUGUAUUAUCAUGUUUCUAUAGAAGAAGUUUUGCUCUGUGAUAAAAUUGGUUUUAUCAGUUGGUAACUGGGAAUUGUCACUUUAUUAAUUUUAUUUGUUUAAGUUAGGUAGUUAUAACUUUAUUAUAAAUAUUAAAAUUACCAAUUC